GACAACCUAGGCAAAACCCUCUGCGGGCGCCGCGACGGUUAAUCAGAUUCCCGACCGAGGGGGCAUGGCCGCCUGCUGCAGGGGCCAAUCGAAAACCUGGGAGGCCCUAUAUGCAAAUAUGAGGGCCGGGCGGACCCGAGGUUAGGAGGGGCGCGGGUUGGGGUCGUCGUACCGAGCGUGUGGCAGCCAAUGGGAACCUGGCUCCUUGCUCCGAGAUGUGGGCCAGCUAGGGUGGUUGCGAGAGAUCAGAGCCGCCCAGCCGGGGAGAGCCGGGGCAGUAGCAAUUGCGGGGAGGGCUGCUGCUUCCCCAGAGCCUCCUCCAGGGUUGGGGAGAUGCUAGAGUGCCUGACUUCGGAGAGUGAGGAAGGGGGCGAAGAGAGGGAGGAGAGUUCUACAGAAGAUCUAGAAGAGCUGAAAAAAGUUGUCGCCCUGGCUUUUGUGAGAGAGAACACCCAAAAGAGGCUUCAGAACGCCCAGCAGCAUGGCAAGAAGAGGAGGAAGAGAAAAAGAUUGGUGAUCAAUCUAUCCAACUGCCGCUAUGAGAGUGUGCGCAGGGCAGCCCAGCAGUAUGGCCUUCGAGAGGCGGGUGACAAUGAUGACUGGACUCUCUACUGGACGGAUUACUCGGUGUCGCUGGAGCGAGUGAUGGAAAUGAAGAGUUACCAGAAAAUCAAUCAUUUUCCUGGGAUGAGUGAGAUCUGCCGCAAGGACUUGCUGGCCCGGAACAUGAGCCGGAUGCUGAAGCUGUUUCCUAAAGACUUCCAUUUUUUCCCUAGGACCUGGUGUCUCCCUGCUGACUGGGGAGAUUUGCAGACUUACAGCAGGUCAAGAAAAAAUAAGACGUACAUUUGUAAGCCGGACUCGGGCUGCCAAGGGAGAGGCAUAUUUAUCACCCGGACGGUGAAAGAAAUCAAGCCGGGGGAGGAUAUGAUCUGUCAGCUUUAUAUUUCAAAGCCCUUCAUCAUCGAUGGCUUCAAGUUUGACCUGCGGGUUUAUGUGCUGGUGACCUCCUGUGACCCUCUCAGGGUUUUUGUGUACAACGAAGGACUGGCUCGCUUUGCCACCACCUCGUACUCCCACCCCUGCACAGACAACCUGGAUGAGAUCUGCAUGCACCUGACCAACUAUUCCAUCAAUAAACACAGUUCCAACUUCAUCCAAGAUGCUCAUUCUGGCAGCAAGAGGAAACUCUCCACCUUCAACUCGUACAUGAGGACUCAUGGUUAUGAUGUGGAGCAGAUAUGGAGGGCCAUUGAGGAUGUCAUCAUCAAGACGCUCAUCUCUGCUUACCCGGUCAUCAAGCACAACUACCACACCUGCUUCCCCAGCCACACGCUCAACAGUGCCUGCUUUGAGAUUCUGGGUUUUGACAUCUUGUUGGACCACAAACUCAAACCCUGGCUGCUGGAGGUCAACCAUUCUCCAAGCUUCUCCACUGACUCCAAGUUGGAUAAAGAGGUGAAAGACAGCCUGCUCUACGAUGCACUGGUCCUCGUCAAUCUGGGGGGCUGCGACAAAAAGAAAGUCUUGGAGGAAGAGAGGCAGCGGGGACGGUUCCUGCAGCAGUGUCCUUCUCGGGAGAUGAGGAUGGAAGAGGUCAAGGGUUUCCAGGCAGUGCGGUUACAGAAAACGGAGGAGUAUGAGAGGAAAAACUGUGGCGGGUUCCGCCUCAUCUACCCUGGUCUGAAUUUGGAAAAGUAUGAGAAGUUUUUCCAGGACAAUAGUUCCCUCUUCCAGAAUACUGUUGCUUCCAGAGCCCGAGAGCUGUACGCCCGGCAACUGAUCCAGGAGCUGAGGCAAAAACAGCAAAAGAAAUUGAUCCUAAAGAAAGAGAAGAAGGCAGAGAUGCAGGGCGAGUCUGUUGGUGAGCAGGCAAGAGACAAGUCCAUGAAAGCCGGGCAACAGAGACAGCAGCAGAAGAGCAAGACCACCACUCAUCCCCCCAAACAAUGCUACCACCCAAUGACUUUAGUAUCCUGCACACCUGGCUUGUUCUUGAACAUCAGAGGCAUAAGGAAUAAUGAAACCGCCAGUAGCCUCCACCAGGACCCCAAGGAGGCCAGCCUCGCUCCCUGCAAGCCCAUGUCAGCGAGGCACUACAAUUCUGUCCCUGACCUAAGGAAUUCAAAUCUCAACUGCUCUGGGACAGAGCUCUGUAGGUCCAAUUCCAAAAUCAAGGAAGUGAAGUCGGCCUUUUCAGUGAACAUAAUCAGCAAUAAUAUCCUGCCCUUAACAACUGAAGAAACUUCCCCAGAACCUACCGCCGGGCUCUCAACCUCUCUAGAAUCCCUGGCAAGCCUGAGCCUGACCACCAGCCCUGAGUGCAGCAGCCCCGACAGUGUCCAUACAACCUCCUAUAGGUACAAGCAGCAGAGAGCCUCCCACACGCUGAUCCAGGAGAUAAAACCCAAACCUCCCAUGUCUUCUAAACCCAGGAAUUUGGACCCGAGUUGGACCUUGCUAAAGAAUGAGGUGAAGAGGCAACAUCUGAUGUCAGAGAUACUGCAGAAGGUUCAGAUGAAGAAGAAACGCUCCUUGUUCCCGGCUCCCAAGUCACGUAGCCUGUACUUGACCAAGGAGUGGUGCUCCCACAGCCUUAACUCUGGCAGGAGGAGAGAGAUGGAUGUGCCCUCCGUCCUCUUCCUGCAGGGUUGUCACAGCCAUGGUGAAUCUCUGAAUGACCUUCUGGUAAUUGCCACUCAGGCCCGUCUGGAUCCUAGGCCUAGCAGAGGCCAUUCAGGUACUACAAGGGACCCAGGCACUACAAUCGACGCAGUUGCUACAAUCAACCCAGGUGCGACAAUGGACCCAGGCGCUACAAUCGACCCCAUCACACAGGACCUGAAGCACACUGCCAUUGCCUGAUCUCUGGUCAGAAAGGAUGUGAGAGCUUAGAAUCAGUCUGGAUCUUUUGCCGUUUUUCCUUUCCUACCUCUUAUUUCAGGAAAUGAGUAUCUCCAACGUCUACAAAAUGGCCUGGAAGUUUCGUUUCCUCAUCUAGAAGUUCUGGUCUGAUAAAUAGUCUCAUUGGCACCUGUGAGGACAGCGACCUUCGGUGCUGUCCCGUUAUCUCACAGUGCUGUGUGUGGAACCAGGACUUCUAGGGAUCGAUUGCUGCUUCCCCAGGACAGUUGCCUCAGCUGUGGCGCUCCUCUGGGUCCCUCAUGUGAUGGCCACUGUCAUUCAGAACACUCCCCCAGGCUAAGCAACUUGAGGGAGGAGUGAGUGGAGGACUCCUGAUUUCCAGGAGUCCAGAGCCCUCUCUCUACCUGCUGGCCUGUGUUGGUCCACCCUUCUCUCUAAAAACAAAGGCAGAACUAGGACUAAGUGUGGUGGAAUUAAGAGUCUUGAUGAAAAGAAUUCAGGACAGUUGCGAAUUCACCAGCAAAAGUGAUCCUUUCCACUCCAGACAGCCCAAAGGCCUGGCAUCUCAGUUCCCAGACUGCCUCUUGCUGCUACCUCCCCUUCAGUCUUGCUGGCAAAGACAGGUAAUGUGCGAGUACCUAGCCUGCGGGUAUUUCUUCCAUUGACUUGCAGAAAUUAUAUGUCUUCCUUCAUUUAUACAUUAAUAAAAUAAAUUGCCAUGCUCAA
Molecule: messenger RNA, 3591 nt
Organism: Mesocricetus auratus (golden hamster)
Lineage: Eukaryota; Metazoa; Chordata; Mammalia; Rodentia; Cricetidae
Gene: Ttll6
Product: tubulin tyrosine ligase like 6
Exons: 16
Coding region: 190-2865 (891 amino acids)
Biological process (GO): protein polyglutamylation; microtubule cytoskeleton organization
Cellular component (GO): cilium
Molecular function (GO): tubulin-glutamic acid ligase activity; tubulin binding
Source: RefSeq, a predicted model, not a curated record